Striga asiatica is the source of this 360-nucleotide messenger RNA. NCBI's taxonomy places the organism in Eukaryota, Viridiplantae, Streptophyta, Magnoliopsida, Lamiales, Orobanchaceae. The record is from the annotation of a GenBank genome assembly.
AUGGCUAAGCAAUACAAGAAGUAUUCAAUCAUUGACCACAACAGACAAACUAAAGAUUCAUUUUAUAAACAGUUGCAUUUGAAGAAAAAAUACCAGAAUGGGAAACCCGACAACAAUCGCCCCAGCAGCACUGACAAUGAUGGCCAAAGCAGUGAAGACCAAAGAACUGAAUGCAUCAGAAACCAUACCAAGGGCAUAGGCACCGGCAGCGGAUGCACCUCCAAGCAUUGUAAUGGAGACAAGCAGCUGGUGCUCAUUCUUAGUGACCCACCACAGAGCUCCCUUGGUAGACGCAUAAAGUUGAAACAGAAAGGGAAUGCAGAAAAGGAGGAGCAAAUCACAAAUAGCAGCGCUAGAUGA